CAUGUUGACUGUACGAACGGUCAAGAGGAAAUAUGAUGAUAUGGGGUCAAAUGAUAACAUUACCUUUGACUUUGUCGAUGAUAGGGUAGAUGAAAUAAGAAAGCUUCUUAAGGACAAAACUCAAGAUUUAAUUGCUAAUAGCAUAUUAGAUAUUGAGAUAAAAUUAUGCAAUGAGCUAGCCUCCUUGGAGUACCUUCACCCUGUUUCCUUUAUUUAUAAUCCAAUAGACUACGCAGCAGAGCUGCAUUGUGAUUUUAUUAGUAAAUAUGGUCAAAAUCCUAAAAAAGUUCUAUUUGUUGGAAUGAAUCCAGGACCUUUUGGAAUGGCUCAAACAGGAGUUCCUUUUGGUGAGGUUAAAACUGUUAAAGAUUGGUUCAAAGUUGAAGGAAAAAUUGGCAAACCAGCCAAGGAAUGUGUCAAACGUAAAAUUUCCGGUCUCGAAUGUCAGCGUAGUGAAGUUAGCGGUGAAAGAUUCUGGAGUUUAUUUAAAAAAUUAUGUGGAACACCAGAUAAUUUUUCCAAAGCGGCUUACGUACAUAACUUUUGUCCUCUUCUAUUUUUAAAAGAGUCUGGAAAAAAUCUAACACCAGUCGAUCUUAAAAUUGACCUAAGGAAGAAAGUCAAUUCAAUGUGUCUCAAAUCUCUAUCAGAAGUCAUAAAGGUUAUUGAACCAAAAUGGAUUAUAGGCAUUGGAAAAUAUGCUAAAGAUAACAUUGAUAAAGCUUGUAAAUUGUUUGAUAUAGAAAAUGUUAAAACCGCUGUUGUUAUGCAUCCUAGUCCAGCCAAUCCUCAAGCUAACAAGGGUUGGGAAAAUAUUGCAAUUGCACAAUUAAGUGAAAUUGGAGUUUUAAACUUAUUUUCAACCCAAUCAUGA
This is a messenger RNA of Dimorphilus gyrociliatus, 874 nucleotides long. Lineage: Eukaryota; Metazoa; Annelida; Polychaeta; Dinophilidae. The record is from the annotation of a GenBank genome assembly.